AGAUAGCAGCCUCUGCUGAGUGCUGAGUGGCGGGUGCUGACAGCUGUUAGUGUUGCCUGUGACACGAUGCAGGCUAGAAGGGUGGGAGGAUGGUUGCGCAACUUAGGCACUGGCUAUGGGGACACGUAAUAUUUAUAUUGGUGGUGCAUGCUUCAGAGUGUGCUUUUAACAUAUUCAGAUAUCCUCUCGGUAGUAUAGAAAGGAAAUAUGGAAGCCUUCCGGAAAGUGAGCGCCUCAGGCUUAAAGAAGACACGAGGGACAUGUUUUACUUCGGCUAUGAUAACUACAUGAAGUAUGCCUAUCCUGAGGACGAGCUCAACCCUAUCCUGUGCCGCGGCCGAGGACCAGAUCGUGAUGACCCGUCCAACAUCAACAUCAAUGACAUCCUUGGUGACUAUUCCCUUACUCUCAUUGAUACUCUGGACACCCUAGCCAUCCUUGGUGAUGUGGAAGAGUUUCGUCAUGCUGUGCAACUUGUCAUAGACAAUGUCAACUUUGACAAAAAUUCUACAGUGCAGGUGUUUGAAGCUAAUAUUAGACUAUUGGGUGCUUUAUUGUCUGCUCAUUUACUCAUAGAGGACAAGAGUCAACCAUUUGGGAACCUAGAACCAGAGUGGUACAAUGGAGAACUUUUGGAAAUGGCAUCUGAUUUAGCCUCUCGCUUCAUGCCAGCAUUUGAGAGCUCCAAGACUGGCCUGCCAUAUCCAAGGGUAAAUUUGCGCAGUGGGGUGCCAGAGGGAAGUCGUACAGACACUUGCACAGCUGGAGCUGGCUCCCUGCUGGUUGAGUUUGGGGUUCUGAGUCGCUUGAUUGGAGACCCUGUAUACGAGAUGUCUGCCAGAAGAGCCAACAGAGUACUGUGGAAACUUCGGAAUGAAAAUACAGGUUUAUUAGGGAAUGUGGUGGACGUGGACACAGGCAAAUGGGUUGGGGAGCUGAGUGGUGUUGGAGCUGGCCUGGACAGCUUCUAUGAAUAUCUUCUUAAGGCCUAUGUAUUGUUUGGUCAUCCAGAGGACUAUUAUAUGUUCAAUGAAACCUACAGCCUCAUCAAGCAUUACAUGAGAAGGGGACGUCCUGACUGUAAUUCUGGUGUUGGAGACCAUCCACUCUAUGUUAAUGUGGACAUGAAAAACGGCGGUACACACACUACUUGGAUUGACUCCCUUCAGGCUGCAUUUGCUGGAAUACAAGUCUUAGCCGGUGACAUGGAAGAGGCUAUCUGUACACAUGCUCUUUAUUACACUAUCUGGAAAAAAUAUGGAGUGUUACCAGAGAGAUUCAAUUGGCAAAGGAUCUCUCCAGAUGUGAUGUUUUAUCCACUAAGACCAGAAUUUGUGGAGUCAACAUAUCUACUGUAUCAGGCAACCAAGAAUCCAUUUUACUUGCAUGUUGGACGGGACAUCCUCACUUCCCUCAACAACUUAACUCGAGCACGUUGUGGCCAUGCUACAGUCCACUCUGUCCUGGAUAUGACUUUGGAGGAUCGUAUGGAGUCAUUCUUCCUUUCAGAGACCUGCAAGUACUUAUAUUUGUUGUUUGAUGCAGAUAACCCCAUCAAUCUGAACUCUGGCCGCUAUAUGUUCACCACAGAGGGCCAUGUGUUACCAUUGGCACCUUGGUUACGCCAACACACCUGGGAGAAUGGCCUCUUCCAGGACAACACUCCUGCACCUCACACCAAUUUAUCUUUGGCUGGUUGUCCAUCCAUCAAUGAAGAGAGGAUACAUAGGCUGCCCCUGAAAAGCCAUUACCUGGAGCAGAUAUCCUUUUCUCUUGGGGUGGAGUUAUGAUGGCUGGCUUAAUAGUCACAUGUGCCUUGUAAAUAGGGUCCUCAUGGCCCUAUUAUAAGAUUGCUUCCGAAACAAAACCAAAAUUAUAUAUAUAUAUAUAUAUAUAUAUAUAUAUAUAUAUAUAUAUAUAUAUAUAUAUAUAUAUAUAUAUUAACUAUCAUCUUCAGUGGCACUCAAGAAGUGAGAUGUAAAUAAUUGUUAUACUGUAAUUUAUAGUUCCUCAUGCCUUAGGAUAUGAAAUUUGUGAUAUGAACCGUCAUUUUAAACAUACUGUAUUGAAAACUGUUAACUCAUUGAUAUAAGUGGCUUUGUUUUGGUACCUAUUUCUUUAUUGAAGAAUAAUGGCUGUGAAGUACAUCAACAUUCCUGCAAGAAGGGCUAAGGAGCAAACUUGUAAAUAGGUGCAUCUUAUAUGCUGGCAGAUAUGCCAAGCUAUAAACAAACUUCCACUCUUUGUUAUCUGAUUUUAGGAUCAAGACUUUUGU
Molecule: messenger RNA, 2275 nt
Organism: Portunus trituberculatus (swimming crab)
Lineage: Eukaryota; Metazoa; Arthropoda; Malacostraca; Decapoda; Portunidae
Product: ER degradation-enhancing alpha-mannosidase-like protein 1
Exons: 10
Coding region: 90-1790 (566 amino acids)
Biological process (GO): endoplasmic reticulum mannose trimming; carbohydrate metabolic process; mannose trimming involved in glycoprotein ERAD pathway
Cellular component (GO): membrane; endoplasmic reticulum
Molecular function (GO): calcium ion binding; mannosyl-oligosaccharide 1,2-alpha-mannosidase activity
Source: RefSeq, a predicted model, not a curated record